CACCACUUUCGCUUUUACUUACGGCCUUGUAUUGAUUUGCGUGGAAAGUUGGGAGAACAUGUUUGUUAACAUCAGGAUUGUGCACGGCGCCCGGUGCCUGUUGCCGCUUUACGUGAACCUGUCGCUAAAGCCGAGGGUCGUCUAUUAACCGAGGUUGAACACGCGUGGAUCUUUGAUAACGUUGACCACUAAUAACGCUUAGUUUGCUGUAACGCUGGACCCUCACCAUAUGAAGUCACCGCGUGGGUUUAGCAUAGCCCCGCUAACUUAGCUGAGCUUCUUCCAGUACGUGCUAACAUGCUAAAUGCUCAUUCCUGUUUAUUUUGACCGUCCACUAGGAUUCGACACUGGCACAGUUUGUCAGCGUCACCAGCUAAAUUGAUACAAUUGUACUUUUGCCAUCGGUAGAUCAUGAAAAGGCAUUGCUUCUCUUUUUUGAUAGUUUGGAGUGAUAUUAAACGUUUGGCUUGCUAAUUUAGUUCUUUCGAGCACUCACCGUCACAAACUUGGAGCAGUAAUAGCGUCGGGUCUUGACAGUUUGCUAACAUCUUUUUCGGACUUGAUAGAUGUAAAUACUUCUUAAUUGCCGUAAUAUUAGUAUUAAUAAUAAUCUGAGUAUCCCUGUCCAAGUGAGCCACCCCGUAACGUUAUUGACGAUGUUGUUUGGAGGGGCACUUCACUGAUGUGAACGAACCGAGCGUAGUAUGAACCACAUUGGCAUCGUGGAGCAGAAUGGGUCAUGUGAGGGAGCCGUGGCCAUCCUGGAUGCUGGCGCCCAGUAUGGCAAGGUCAUUGACAGACGUGUGCGGGAGCUGUGUGUGCGCUCAGAGAUCCUCCCAUUAGAGACACCGGCCUUUGCUAUUAGGGAACAAGGUUACAGGGCAAUCAUCAUUUCAGGGGGCCCUGCUUCUGUGUAUGCAGAGGAUGCACCAUGGUUUGACCCUGCUAUAUUUACCAUAGGAAAGCCUGUCCUGGGGAUUUGCUAUGGAAUGCAGAUGAUGAACAAAGUUUUUGGUGGCACAGUUCACAAAAAGUGUGUAAGAGAAGAUGGGGUGUUCAGUAUUGGAGUGGACAACACCUGCUCACUCUUCAGAGGCCUUCAGAAGGAGGAGGUGGUUCUGCUGACCCAUGGAGACAGUGUGGAUAAAGUGGCUGAUGGCUUUAAAGUGGUGGCCCAAUCAGGAAACAUCAUUGCUGGUAUUGCCAAUGAGCAGAAGAAGCUCUACGGAACUCAAUUUCACCCAGAGGUUGACUUGACAGAGCGUGGCAUGGAGAUGCUUCGCAACUUCCUCUUUGAGAUUGCAGGAUGCACGAGUAAUUUUACUGUCCAGAACCGCCAGCAGGCCUGCAUCAAUGACAUCAUAGAAAAAGUUGGCAAGUCCAAAGUGUUGGUGCUGUUGAGUGGUGGCGUUGACUCAACUGUGUGCACAGCCCUCCUCAACAAAGCUCUGAACCAGGACCAAGUGAUUGCGGUUCACAUUGACAAUGGCUUCAUGAGGAAGAGAGAGAGCCAGAGCGUAGAGGAGGCCCUCACCAAAUUAGGCAUCAAACUUAAAGUGGUGAACGCCUCACACACAUUCUACAAUGGGACAACAACACUUCCCAUCUCGGAGGAGGACAGGACUCCUCGGAAACGGAUCAGUAAGACCUUGAAUAUGACCACCAACCCCGAAGAGAAAAGGAAAAUAAUUGGGGAUACGUUUGUCAAGGUGGCAAACGAGGUGAUCGGAGAGAUGGAUCUCAAACCAGACGAGGUUCUCUUAGCUCAGGGUACCCUGAGACCCGAUCUAAUUGAAAGCGCGUCUCAUCUUGCCAGUGGCAAGGCAGAGGUCAUCAAAACACACCACAAUGACACCGAGCUCAUCCGCAAACUCAGAGAUGAGGGAAAAGUUAUCGAACCGUUGAAAGAUUUCCAUAAAGAUGAGGUUCGAGCGCUCGGGAGAGAAUUAGGCCUGCCAGAGGAGAUAGUCUCGCGAUACCCUUUCCCUGGUCCUGGCCUGUCCAUCAGAGUUAUUUGUGCAGAGGAGCCGUACAUCUGUAAAGACUUUGCCGAAACCAACAACAUCCUCAAAAUUGUCACAGACUUUUCUGCUAGCGUCAAAAAGCCACAUGCCUUGCUGCAGAGAGUCAAGUCGUGCAUAUCAGACGAGGAGGAAGAGAAGCUCAUGCAGAUCACCAGCCUUCAUUCACUUAAUGCCUUCCUGCUGCCCAUCAAAACUGUUGGCGUCCAGGGAGAUUGCCGCUCUUACAGUUAUGUGUGUGGCAUCACAAGCAAAGAAUCACCUCAUUGGGAAUCUCUGAUGUUCCUGGCCAGACUCAUCCCUCGCAUGUGCCAUAGCAUUAAUAGAGUUGUCUAUGUAUUUGGGCCUCACGUGAAGGAGCCACCAAUAGACAUCACUCCGACUUUCCUGACCACAGGCGUUCUAGGCACCCUUAGACAGGCUGACUUUGUCGCUCAUUCUAUCCUCAGAGAGUCUGGAUACUCUGGAAAGAUCAGCCAGAUGCCAAUCAUCCUGACGCCCUUGCACUUUGAUCGCGACCCAUUGCAAAAGCAGCCAUCUUGCCGACGGUCUGUCGUGGUCCGCACGUUUAUCACCAGCGACUUCAUGACCGGCAUCCCUGCCACGCCGGGGAACCAAAUCCCGGAGGAGGUGGUGCUCAAGAUGGUCAAUGAGAUCAGAAAGAUCCCAGGCAUCUCCAGAGUCAUGUACGACUUGACCUCCAAGCCACCUGGCACCACAGAGUGGGAAUAAAAAAAAAAAAAAGAUGUAACAUGGCAGUGAUAGGACACACACACACAGUGUUCAAGUUAUCAGAGAAGGCUGGUGAACUCGUCCUAAACUCUCAUCUCCUUCGUGCACCCCUUGUCCACCUUUCUCAUCAACAUUCCCAUGGAUGACAGACCAGACUUUGAUCGCCGCCCCUUUUCCCCUUGUCUUAAUUAUUUUGGCGGUGGGGAUCCAUUCUAGAUAAUAUUUUUUUUGUUCCCGCCCCCCCUCCACAUUCAAAAAUUGGUUUUAAAAGGUAGCGGUUACCCUCUGUUGUCAGUCAACCAUCACAAUGGAGUGACAAAAUACUGUGAACAAUUUCGGCUGUGCGUUUGCGGUGCAAUGCGGUUUGAAAUCAGAUUACUGAAUGAAUUAAGACGACGCAUGUGAAAAGCGCAGAAAGAGUGGUCAUCUACUCACCCCGCCCUUAUUGGUCAGUGUUGUGUGUAACUUUAAUGGAUCUGAAUAUGUUCUUCCACAUAUUUUCACCUUCUACCUGUAUACUGUGCUAUGAGGACGGGGGCCUGUCUGAAGCUGAGCUGAAUAGACAAGGCGUUGUCUGACCAAUCGACCGUUUUGUAAGCGAUCCUUUUUGCCAAAAGUCGAUGCUGUUGUCAUUGGCGCCUCCGUGUGGUCAUAACGGACAAUUCUUAUCCUGACUAUCACGUCUUUUGGGGGAGCUGUGCAGGAAGCCAAACUCGUGGGUUAACUUUUUAUGUGCCUGUUUUUGGAUUUGUUUUGUUUCUCUGUAAUGUGACCAGUUCUGGACCCUGAUAUUUCUAAAAUAUAGUCUAACACUUUCUCAUUAUAAUGUGACAUGUAUACUUUUUCGACAAUAAUUCCAGAACUAAUACAUAAUCAGUUGUAAAUUGUGGUUGUCUUUUGUUGCUGCUCUUGUGUCGGACAAGAGUGUGUCUUUGCACGUUUGUUCCUUUUUUGAAAGUAAAGCCUUCGAGCUUUAUCAACAGAACCCAGUCAUUGGGAGGUGUGGCCAUAUUAAAUGCUUCACUGUGUUGUGUGUUUCCUGUUCCAUCUUAAACUUUCAAUGUUUUUCGAUUCUAAAUUGACAACCGUACUUAAAUCUUGCCAUGUGAAUGUCAAACAUGGCUCAUGUUUGACUAACAAAAACAUUUUGUGUUUGUGCCUCUACUUUUGAUGGCAAUAUUAUCUUAAAGCAAACAGUUUGCCAUUUCCCCCCCUAAUCACUCAUCUGCCUUUUAAUGUAUAUAUAUUUUUUGUCAUAUGCGUCCAUGGGGAGAGAAAAAAAAGUGUCUUGACAUAUUACUGUAAACACAAUUUUGUAGUUGGAUUAAAUUGCAAUAUCCACCUGAUUAAGUUAUGCAAUUGUAUGUCUGAGGGUUAUAUUUUUAUGUCAUCUCGCUCAUUCUUUCUUAGUAAUGUGCCUCAAAUCAAGCCACUGCAUGCAGUUUCAACAAUAAUGAACUUUAUACAAAAACUGAGCUUUAAUAAAGAUCUCCAUGUCGAAACCUCA
Messenger RNA from Hippocampus comes (tiger tail seahorse), 4260 nucleotides. It is a transcript of the gene gmps, whose product is annotated as guanine monophosphate synthase. NCBI's taxonomy places the organism in Eukaryota, Metazoa, Chordata, Actinopteri, Syngnathiformes, Syngnathidae. Gene Ontology annotation, molecular function: GMP synthase activity; GMP synthase (glutamine-hydrolyzing) activity; ATP binding. Bases 705 to 2753 code for a protein of 682 amino acids. The transcript is spliced from 17 exons. The record is from RefSeq and is a predicted model, not a curated record. Gene Ontology annotation, biological process: GMP biosynthetic process. Gene Ontology annotation, cellular component: cytosol.